Pygocentrus nattereri (red-bellied piranha) is the source of this 2086-nucleotide messenger RNA. RefSeq names its product pyruvate dehydrogenase (acetyl-transferring) kinase isozyme 2, mitochondrial-like. Gene Ontology annotation, cellular component: mitochondrion. Bases 81 to 1307 code for a protein of 408 amino acids. The transcript has 11 exons. Gene Ontology annotation, biological process: regulation of glucose metabolic process; protein phosphorylation. Lineage: Eukaryota; Metazoa; Chordata; Actinopteri; Characiformes; Serrasalmidae. Gene Ontology annotation, molecular function: pyruvate dehydrogenase (acetyl-transferring) kinase activity. The record is from RefSeq and is a predicted model, not a curated record.
CAGAGUGAAUAAUCCAGACUUCUCCACUGAAACUUUCCCCCAGAGGAUCUAACACUCAGGUUCAGGGUCUGCAGGACGCUAUGAAGUUUGCUCGGUUCAUCAUGAAGAAUGCAGCGCUGGCCAAUGUGCCGAAGCACAUCGACCACUUCUCUAAAUUCUCUCCCUCGCCGUUAUCAAUGAAGCAGUUCCUGGACUUCGGCUCAGUGAACGCCUGUGAGAAAACCUCCUUCAGGUUCCUCAGGCAGGAGCUGCCGGUCAGGCUUGCCAACAUCAUGAAGGAGAUCAGACUGCUGCCCCCCCGCCUGCUCAGCACCCCCUCAGCUCAGCUCGUACACAGCUGGUAUGUCCAGAGUUUAAUGGAGAUCCUUGAGUUCCUGGACAGACGUCCAGAGGACCAGAAGGUUCUGCAGGAUUUUGUGGAGACCCUGGUGACCAUCAGGAACCGCCAUAACGAUGUGGUUCCAACCAUGGCUCAGGGUGUGAUCGAGUAUAAGGAGAUGUUUGGGCACGAUCCAGUCACCAGCCAGAACAUUCAGUACUUUCUGGACCGGUUCUACAUGAGCCGUAUCUCCAUACGCAUGCUCAUCAACCAGCACACGCUGAUAUUUGACCCCGCCUCCCAGCCAGUGCCCAGCACCAUCGGCUGCAUCGAUCCCAACUGCAGGGUCACAGAGGUCAUCCAAGACGCGUAUGAAUGUGCGAGGAUGCUCUGUGAGCAGUAUUACCUAUGCUCACCUGAACUGGAGCUCAAAGAGUUAAAUGUGAACACAGAGUCUGAGCCCAUUCACAUCUCCUACGUCCCCUCACACCUCUACCACGUGCUCUUCGAGCUCUUCAAGAACGCAAUGAGGGCCACUAUCGAGAGCCAUGAGUCCAGCAGCACUUUACCGCCCAUCGGAGUUAUGGUAGCGCUGGGAGGAGAGGACCUAUCAAUCAAGAUGAGUGACCGAGGUGGAGGAGUUCCUGCUAGGAAGAUCGAGCAGCUCUUCAGCUACAUGUACUCUACAGCUCCCCGACCAGAGAUUACCACAAACCGCCGCACCCCACUGGCUGGGUUCGGUUAUGGUUUGCCGCUCUCUCGUCUGUACGUUCGAUAUUUCCAGGGAGAUUUACAGCUCUACCCGCUGGAGGGAUUCGGUACUGAUGCAGUCAUUCACUUAAAGGCUCUGUCCACAGACUCGGUGGAGAAGCUUCCUGUCUUUAAUCAAACAGCGCUGCGUCACUAUACGUCCAGUCAUGAAGCCGAUGACUGGUGUGCUCCGAGGAAGGAACCACUGGACUUGGCCAGAGACAGAGUGGCCAAGUGAAGAUCUAGACUGGACUGCUCCAGAAGAAAUCAGCAGCUGGGACCAGCAAGUGACCCUCUGAGAGCUGAGGGCAGAGUAGUGACCAAACUUAGAGACUCGUCAAAGAACGGCUGCAGCUCUGAGUGAAUAAUCAGAACCUCAGCAGCUCCGGCGUCCUUUAGGCCCACAGAACUGAGAGUCCAAAACCCGAAACCCCAAUCUGGAGUUGAGGACUUGCUGAGGACAGUGAAGACCACCGUGAGGGUUUGUGGAGGUGUGUGUCCACAGUUCUGUAGAGGAAAGUGUUUAGAGAAGCAUGGACCACAGAACAAGUUUUAAUGGGGGGACCAGACAUUAGGCCCCGCCCAUCACGUAAACCAACAGCAGUGUUGCUGUUAAGAUAUUACAGUGUGUUUACAGAAUGCUGUAAUAGAAUUUACUGCUGGAAAACGUCCUGAUGGUUUAACUGUAAGUCGGGUCAGAUGGAAAUCCCCAGUUGUACAGACUGAGCCAGUACAGUGUAUUAAUAUUGGUUGAUUGUGAUAGAAGCACAGCCAGCAGGUCUGCAAGUUUUGUCAACCUCUUAAAGUUCUAAAUUAAGAUACAGGUACGUUUCAAUAACACACACAAGAAGAUGUUACAUGCCCAACAUUAAGUUUGUCAACAUAUAGUAUAGUAGUGAUACUUUUUUGAUCCCACAACCGGGGAAAUUCCACCUCCGCAUUUAACCCAUUCGUGAAGUGAAACUCCACAUACACACUAGUGAACACACACACACUAGGGGGCAAUGAGCACACACU